AUGCAGGCACAACACGAGGGGCUGUUCCUGGAGUCGCCGAUCCUGAGGGACGUGACCGUGCAGGCCUGCCCGGGGGCUGUGAUCGGUGGGGCCGGGCUGGACGUCGACUUCUCCCUGGAGAGUCCCUCGGGGCUGCUGCUGGUCAGCGAGUCCCGCCGCUCCGACGGGGCGCACACCGUGGAGCCCACCGAGGCCGGCGACUACAAGCUCUGCUUCGACAACUCCUUCAGCACCAUCUCGGAGAAGCUGGUGUUCUUCGAGCUCAUCUUCGACAGCGCCCAGGAGGAGGAGGAGGAAGAGGAGGAGGACGAGGAAGGCGACGGCUGGGUGGAGGCGGCAGAGCCAGAGGACACGCUGGAUGUCAAAAUCGAGGACAUCAAGGAAUCCAUUGAGACCAUGAAGAGCCGCCUGGAACGGAGCAUCCAGAUGCAGACGCUGCUUCGAGCCUUCGAGGCCCGAGACCGUAACCUGCAGGAGAGCAACCUGGGCCGGGUGAACUUCUGGUCGGCCGUCAACCUGGGCGUGCUGGUGGUGGUGGCUUUCCUCCAGGUCUACAUGCUGAAGAGCCUCUUCGAGGACAAGAGGACGGUGCGGACGUAGAUGGGGCUGAGGGUGGGGGACACACACACACACGGGACUCGGCUCCCUGCCGGGACGGCGUCGGAGGAGGGACGUGCUCCCCUCCGGCUGCUGCUGCUCCCUCCCGGCGGGGAUUAAACCUGCCCAGCUUUGUACCGCGGUGUCUUGGAGCUGAUGCGAACCUCGGGGGGGGGAAGGUUUGGGGGCGAAACCCCCCUGCAUUUUGUCACUGAAGGGCCUCGAAUGGGCAUCCCUGAGUCUUUGAGGAAGGAAUCCGUUUAUUCUGGGCCCUGUGGGG
Molecule: messenger RNA, 877 nt
Organism: Haliaeetus leucocephalus (bald eagle)
Lineage: Eukaryota; Metazoa; Chordata; Aves; Accipitriformes; Accipitridae
Gene: TMED1
Product: transmembrane emp24 protein transport domain containing 1
Exons: 4
Coding region: 1-600 (199 amino acids)
Biological process (GO): Golgi organization; endoplasmic reticulum to Golgi vesicle-mediated transport; intracellular protein transport
Cellular component (GO): COPII-coated ER to Golgi transport vesicle; endoplasmic reticulum-Golgi intermediate compartment; Golgi apparatus
Source: RefSeq, a predicted model, not a curated record